CUGCAGUAAAUACACAGUUGAAGAGGCGGGGUUUGACAUCUCGGCUCUGAAAACAUCUCUAAUCCAGUAUUUCAGGUGCCGAAGUCGAGCGAGCGGCUAGUGCUCACUACCGCCGCGCAUCCGCGACCUGCUGCAGAACCGCACGCCCCUACUACUAACACGGAAUAUAUCGCAAGUGGACAGAGACUGGCUGCUGUGUCCGAAGUGGGAUUUCCGAAAGAGAGAGAAAAAGAAGCCGGACGAAAGCCAGAGAGAGAGAGUGAAGUUUCAGCGGCGUGAAGACAACACUUAGUUUUUUUAGUGUUUGAGUUUCCAGCGUCCGCCUCUGCCUUGAAGUAGAUUUUAACCAGCGACUCUUACUGCUUCACCCGAAACUCGACCAAAAUACUUCACUACUCUCUCACUGGAGGAUAUUGCCGCACCUUUUGGUUUAUUUUUCUCCCUUAGCCCAGCCGUGUUUGCUGUCCAGCCUGGAUAAAACUUUACUGUAGACGAGCCUCUGUGAAGGACGGUUGACUGCAGCUGAAUAUCUUCAGUAGCAUCAGGACCAUGUGGCAGCAUUUGCUUGCAGGGGUCCAUGAGCCUUUCUGAAGCUCCUGUGAAGCUUUGAGCAGAACCAUCAAGACUACUAGAUGACCGAGGCAUGUUCCCUCGAAGUCAAAACGCAUCUUAUCACAAGUAUCAGACCGCUGAUCAUCAAAGGCUUCCCAAAUCAAAGACUUGGAUUGUAAUUUUUUUGUAUUGACUUCAAUUUUUUUUUAUUUUUUGGGGGGGAAAACCCUUUUAUUUUAAUUAGCAGACAAAGUAAAAGGACCUUCUACAUGAGGUGCAGAGAUGGACUAGAAGCCCAUGUGUAGCGGGGCAGCUGCUGCAGCUCGUGGAAUAACUUAGCCCCAGACUGUGUUUGGGAGUCACUCCGCCAGGGGCAGAGGGAUUUGAUCCCAGCACCAACCUCCCUCCCCUGCCGUCGUCUGACUAUCCCACCUGUCUUAAGGCAGACCCCACUAUCCAAUGGCAUGGGUGAAGUUCUUCAGGAAGCCGGGGGGCAAUCUGGGGAAGUCGUACCAGCCGGGGAGCAUGCUGUCUCUGGCCCCCACCAAAGGACUGCUGAACGAGCCGGGCCAAAACAGCUGCUUCCUCAACAGUGCGGUACAGGUACUUUGGCAGCUGGACAUCUUCAGACGCAGCUUGAGGCAGCUACCUGGACACUUCUGUCUGGGAGAAUCAUGCAUCUUUUGUGCAUUAAAGGGUAUUUUCUCCCAGUUCCAGCACAGUCGGGAGCGUGCCCUGCCCUCUGACAACCUGCGUCACGCCUUGGCAGAGACCUUUAAGGACGAGCAGCGCUUCCAGCUGGGCUUCAUGGACGAUGCCGCAGAGUGCUUUGAGAACAUACUGGAGAGGAUCCACCUGCACAUUGUGCCGGAAGAGACAGAUGCCUGCACUUCAAAGUCUUGCAUCACGCAUCAGAAGUUUGCUAUGUCACUUUAUGAGCAGUCUGUGUGCCGUAGCUGUGGGGCAUCCUCCGACCCACUGCCGUUUACCGAGCUAGUGCAUUAUGUCUCCACCACCGCCCUCUGUCAACAGACGCUUCAGCACAGAGACGAGUCAUUUGGGGAACUGUUACAAGCAGCAAGUACAAUAGGAGACCUUCGUAACUGUCCAAGCAACUGUGGCCAGAGGAUUAGGAUCAGACGAGUCCUCAUGAACUCCCCAGAGAUUGUUACCAUAGGCUUCGUCUGGGACUCUGACCAGUCAGAUCUCACAGAGGAUGUCAUCCGAUCGCUGGGGCCUCAUCUCAGUCUUUCUGCACUCUUCUACAGGGUGACAGAUGAGCAUGCCAAAAAAGGAGAGCUGCAGCUCGUGGGGAUGAUCUGCUACUCCAGCCGCCACUAUUGUGCCUUCGCCUUCCACACCAAGUCUUCCAAAUGGGUCUUCUUUGAUGAUGCCACAGUGAAAGAGAUCGGCUCCAGGUGGAAAGAUGUGGUCAGCAAAUGUAUCAAAGGUCACUUCCAGCCUCUCCUCCUCUUUUACUCCAACCCCGACGGGAGUGCUAUCACCGCAGAUGAUACCUCAAAACAAAACAGCAGCCAGUCUCACUAUAAGACCCCUGUCAAUGGAGAAGUGCAAGGCAUUGAGUCUCCAGUUUUAGCUCCUAAGAAGCUGGACCUCACCAAGGAGAAUCUGAACGCUCUGUUGGGUCAAGGCUCUUUCAAACAGAAGCCUACAUCAACCUUCAGCAGGGGCAGCGGUCAGACCAGUGGAGGACGGGGACAAGUGAAAAUUAGCACCAGUGAUCCCAAGAGGAGGGACAUUUCUCGAGAAGUUGCCCAGAAAGCAGCAGAGGUGCGUGGGAUGCAUCCAUCCAGAAGAGAGCCCGAUAGGAGUGCUCAACGGAGGCAGGAGUCACGCCACAGAGAUCCAGGUCAGGACAGGACCUACUCUCGCUCCGUCUCCCCUCCAGAGAAUGGCUUCAAACUACCCCUGGAAACCCGACUGUACAGCAGCCAAGGAAAAGGUCCCAUUCGGACUGAGCGAAUGCCACACCUUGGUGGACGGUCCUCCCAUGAGCCCCCCCGCUCUCACACGAGGGUCCAAGUGUUGCCCAGCAUUCCCACUAACAGUAGUGGUCAACACAGCCGGAGAUUAGACCAACUGUCCAACGGAUAUGACACCGACAGCAGCCAAGACUCCCGAGAGCGUCCUGGAAGUGGAGGGAACAGCCGCAGCAGGUCCAGCCGCCCCUGGAAGCCCAUGCGUGAGGCGCUAAAUGUGGACAGUGUGUUAAGUGGCAGUAGUGGUGGUAAUUUGGUGAGUCAAGAGCGAAGGCAGCACAGCCCCCGGAGAAGAACCAGUAGUCAGUCGCCCACCCGUGACCGAGAGCGAGACAGAGAUUUUACGUGGGGAGGCAGAGAAGAACGCAAACCUAAGAGCCUAAUGACCAUCUAUGAGGAUGAGCAACGGCACGAAACAGGCGGCAGCCGAAGCUCGCUGGACUCAGAUAGCCGGGGCGGCUACAGUGACAAGGACAGGUCGAAGGGCUCAACAACUCUAAAAGUGCGGAAUGACAACUGGAAGAUCCAGCGAACUGAAUCUGGUUAUGAAAGUAGUGACAGACUCAGCAAUGGCUCAGCAAAUCUUGACUCACCUGUGGUAGAGAGCCUUUCUUCAAAGGACCUGCGGCCCAUACCUGAGCUGCAUCUGACAAGGGAUCACUUCCCUCAGAGAAGAAGUGAUGAUUUGAAGGCUGACAUAUUGCAUAUUUCCACUGAUGAACAAGGAAGAAAAUCUCCAGAUCUAGAAGACACAAACAUCCUCUCCGGUCAGCCAAUACAAAGAAGGAGAGCCUUCCGGUACACUCCUGGGAUCUUGGAAAAGAACAAUGGUCUGGACAGCGAACAAGAGGAAAAUGUGGAUGGCAGCCCCGUGAGCCCUGUGCCUCCUUACUUAGCAAAGACCAGCAGCUCUGAGUGGAACAGCUCAGACGACCUUGCCGGACCUUUCUCUGAACAAGAAGAGACUGGCACCGUUGCCCACAAUGACCCUUUCUCGCACAACUAUCCCCCACCUUUACCCCCCAAGACCUUUGGCACCAGUCACGCUGACCCAUCUGGCGUCCACUCACAACCGCCGGAGAUGCCAAAGCGGUCGAGCCCCCGCAAUGAACCCAAAAAUGACCUGUCCCCCCUCUCGCACACCACCCUUCGUCGGUGGAUUGAGACACCUGCCGAGCACAGGCUUUCAUCUGAUGCCAGCUCCAAGUCGGGGUCAUCGGACCAGGAUAGGAACGAUCUGUCAGCCAGCGAGAGCGACGAGAGGUUACCCAGUCCAAAGCCCGGACACGAUGACGGUACAGACUCCCCUGGCUUGACAGAUAUGGUUUUUCCCACCACAUACUUUUCUGUGGAUAACUGUAUGACAGACACUUACCGGGCCAAAUACCAUAAGAGGCCUGCCUUGUACAGGAAAGCAGAGGACCAUACGUCAUCAGGGGAGAGUGAUGUCGAAGGGAGGGGGCUCCCUUUGCCAGAUGUUCAGCCACUGGAGUCUUCCAAAAGCAGAUCAGAAUCAGGAUAUUCUACAACUAAGACGACUGCAAAGUGGAACCCAGUUACUCCAAAGGGACUUGAUGAGCAUGGUUUCCUAUGAAAAAGCAUCAAUGAACCUUGUAUGAUCCAGUGAUUGGAUGCCAAAAGUAAUUCUUAUGCACUACGACUGCUACACAGUUUGACUCCUUCUAACUGGGAUGUGAAUUGAUAUACUUGUCAUAACCAAAAGUUGGACAUGAAACUGGAUGCCAAAGAGAUUGUAAAAAAAAAAAAGGCAGUUAAUAGCUGUCCUAAUAGCUAUCUUGCUGUUUUGGUAUGAACUACUAAAAGCUUUGAAUGGAUAGUGGAUUAUUUGCACAGUAGAGAGCAGGUACAGAGAAAGAAACAUGCAUUUGCUGUCGAUCAUGUUUGGACUUUUGGAGCUAAAAAGCAAAUGGUUGUGUUAGUAAAGAAUGUUUCACAAAAAAGCCACUUUACCACGCAAGAGAUUAUUUUUGCAAAAGGAGACAACCAAAGUCUCGCAGUUGUACUUUCUCACUCCAUGGAAUGCUUUUAUCUGUUUGUUUUACUACUCCCAUUUCAGUGUUACGAGGUGUCUGCCCCAAUUCUGUCUGUUCUUGACAUUAUAUACCUUUUUAGUGGGUUUUAAAGGUUCUAGUAAUAUUCAGAAUAUGGGUUUUCUGUAGAUUUCGAAGUCAUUCAACCUAUAGGGCACUCUUUAGGCACGACCUAAAAAUGGAUCCCAAGGAUCCGUGUGUAUAUGGAGCUCCGGGACACCCACGUUGGUUUUUGGUUGAUGAGAUCUCUUCACAACUUCAGAUUCUUGGUGGUACAUGUAGUUUAUUGACCUCUGCAAAUAAACAUGGGUAGUUAUUUCUUUUGUUUUUUGUGCUUUUUGUAAAAAUUUCAGCCAGAGGAAGUUUAAUAUACCAAAAUAUCUCUGACCACCAGUGUGGGUCUCCAGGGUCUUCAAGGUAAUGAAUGGGUAAAUCUGUUAAGCUUAUUUGUUGAAAGGUAUGUUGCACAUAAAGUCAAAGAACGUUCUUAUCUCCUCACCUGCACACAUCCCAUCAUCCUUUACAUAUUUACUGUUUUAUAUGUCUUUGCACUGUAUACUGGUUGAUUAUUUUUCUUUUCACACUCCUUACAGUUAUAAACUUAAAUUCUGUCUUUAGCUGAAUCAGUUACUCAGUUUUCUGAUCUGUUUCUGAAAACAUAGCUCCUAUUAGCACCGAGUCUGCACUGAUGGGACAUCUAGAGUUAGACAGGGCUUGCUCUUUUGAGGGGGGUUAUUUCUAAUAACUUGCAAAUUUGAGUAGUGGACUAUUUUUUUUGGUUCAAAAUGUUUUAUAUAAGCAGCAGACUCUAAUGCACAGUGCCUUUUGUAUUUUUCUAUGUCAUGACAAGGAUAAUUGGAGCCAUGAUUUGUACAAUUCUUUGAUUUUAAAGAAUUUUUGUAAUGUUUAAUUUUAUUUUUAUUGAUUAACAAUUGUUAAAUAAACUAUUUUAUUUAACCAUA
This is a messenger RNA of Dicentrarchus labrax (European seabass), 5565 nucleotides long. Its product is annotated as inactive ubiquitin carboxyl-terminal hydrolase 53. Gene Ontology annotation, molecular function: cysteine-type deubiquitinase activity. The transcript has 17 exons. Gene Ontology annotation, biological process: sensory perception of sound; response to auditory stimulus; protein deubiquitination. Bases 1012 to 4146 code for a protein of 1044 amino acids. Gene Ontology annotation, cellular component: cell-cell junction. The record is from RefSeq and is a predicted model, not a curated record. NCBI's taxonomy places the organism in Eukaryota, Metazoa, Chordata, Actinopteri, Moronidae.